Messenger RNA from Ilex paraguariensis (yerba mate), 1052 nucleotides. The record is from the annotation of a GenBank genome assembly. NCBI's taxonomy places the organism in Eukaryota, Viridiplantae, Streptophyta, Magnoliopsida, Aquifoliales, Aquifoliaceae.
UAAAAAUCCAUUUUAUUUCCCCAUUUCGAUCUGCCUACCCCUCUCCUUCUCUCUCCUCCCCGCCGGGAAUCCUCGCCCCCACCAGUCACCCAGCUGUAAGAGGUUGCUUCGAUGGGGCUUCUGAGCAUAAUUCGAAAGAUCAAGCGAAAGGAGAAGGAAAUGCGCAUUCUCAUGGUGGGUCUUGAUAACUCAGGGAAGACUACAAUUGUAUUGAAGAUCAAUGGCGAAGACACAAGCGUCAUCAGUCCCACUCUGGGCUUCAACAUCAAGACCAUGACUUACAACAAGUAUACUCUUAACAUAUGGGAUGUUGGGGGGCAAAGGACUAUAAGAUCUUACUGGAGGAACUAUUUUGAGCAAACUGAUGGUUUGGUGUGGGUGGUUGAUAGUUCCGAUCUUAGAAGGUUAGAUGAUUGUAAGUACGAACUGGAUAAUCUUCUGAAGGAAGAGAGGCUAUCAGGAGCAUCAUUACUGAUUCUGGCAAAUAAGCAGGACAUACAAGGUGCUCUUUCACCAGACGAAAUAGCCAAGGUGCUCAACUUGGAAGCUAUGGAUAAAACCCGACACUGGAGAAUUAUGGGUUGCAGUGCAUACACCGGGGAAGGGCUGCUUGAAGCAUUUGAUUGGCUAGUUCAGGACAUAGCGUCUCGAAUCUAUGUGCUUGAUUAAGCGACACUUAGAUUUUGAUCAUUUUUAACUUGUAGAAAACAGGUUUAAGAGAUUAUAUUAUGACAAUUAAAUUGGAGUUUCCAGGACCUUUCCUCAUGUUUUCCACGCAUUGUUUGGCUAGUUGUGAGGUAUUAUACUGGUUGUUUAGCUAGCUGUGAGGUAUUAGACUGUUGUUUAGCUAGCUGCAAGGUAUAACAGAAAAGAAGCACCAAAAGAAGAAGAAGAAACACAUGAGCCCAGGGCGGAGCCACUUACAAGGGUGGGUGUAACUGCCCCCCUGACCUUUUAGAAACCUGCAGAUAUGGUAUUGGAAAGAUGAUGCCUCUUGUAAAUUUAAUACAUUGCCCCCUUAAUUUUUUGGAAAAUUUACACGAUGGCCCUUU